Molecule: messenger RNA, 1567 nt
Organism: Corticium candelabrum
Lineage: Eukaryota; Metazoa; Porifera; Homoscleromorpha; Homosclerophorida; Plakinidae
Exons: 6
Coding region: 28-1464 (478 amino acids)
Biological process (GO): maturation of SSU-rRNA
Molecular function (GO): rRNA small subunit aminocarboxypropyltransferase activity
Source: RefSeq, a predicted model, not a curated record
UGUGUCUCUCAAUUUAAUCUUUUAUUUAUGGGAAGGAAGAAGGGAACGAAAGGCCAGAAGAAAGGCUGGGAUAAAAAGCCUCGUCAGAAGCAGCAAGUUCCCAAAACGUCGUCAUCAAGUAAGAUUCUGGUGUGUAGGAGUGAUGAUGAAGAUGUGUCAAAGAAAUUGGAGGAAACGGAUACACAGCGAGAACAAGAUGCUGCUGUAGAUACCCAAGACGAGGACAACGAUUCAGGAGCUGCUGCUGCAUCAAGAAUAGGAGAGACAGAGAGCGACAUGGGUAGGGUAGUGGAAGCAAAAGACGACGAAGAAUGGUGUGAAAAUCCACCAUUCAAGGUGCCCUUUCCACUUGCAAUAUGGGAUUUUGGCGAAUGUGACCCAAAGAAGUGCACUGGCCGGAGGCUACUGAGAAAGGGGAUUGUUCGCAAGUUGCAUUUUGACCAACGAUUCUAUGGUAUUGUGUUGAGUCCCCUCGCCGACACUCACAUAUCGCCCGCAGACAAAGACCUCAUCGCACAGCUUGGCCUCGCCGUGAUCGACUGUUCAUGGGCUGAACUGAAGGCGUCGAAGUUUGAUAGAAUACGAGCUCGGAACACGCGGCUGCUGCCGUUUAUGAUUGCAACGAAUCCGGUCAAGUAUGGUACCGCGUUUACUCUUUCGUGUGCAGAAGCGUUGGCAGGCGCUCUGGCUAUUGUUGGUUUUGAGUCAUAUGCUGAGGCAAUCAUGAGUCACUUCAAUUGGGGACUGCACUUCUUACCUAUGAAUGAAGAGCCGUUUAAAUUGUAUAAGAAGUGUCGAAGUUCAUCGGGUGUGACUGUUGCUCAGUCUAAGUUUCUGAAGGAAGUGAGGGAGACCCCUGUUGAUGAUGAAUUCUUGGCGACGGACCUGAACGUUCGCGAACUCUUUGCCGAUAUUCAACCUGAUACUUACAAUCCGAAUCGAAGCAAAGUGAAAGGACCUAUUCUUCCACCGUCGUACGAUAGCAUGGAAUCAUCUUCCAACGCUGUUGUCAAACGAUUCACAGUUGGCGAUAGAACUGUGUCAGAGAGAAUAGAAGAAUUGUCUAUAGAGGAGAUAGAGGCUGAGGGUCAAAUGAGAUCUCGAGCGAGACACCACUUGGACGAGAUGAGGGCGGAGGAAAGGAUGGCCAUGGAGUCAAUGGUUGAUAACGACAGGGAAAGAAGAAAAAGAAUGAGAAUAAAGGAAUUAAUUGAUGAAGAGAAUAGACUGCUUGCUGAGGAUAGACGGAAAGAUGUGGAAAAAGCUGGACAUGGACACAAGAAUGGUAAAGAUGAUGAUGAUGAGGAUGAGGAUGAGGACGAUGACGAGAGUGAGCGGGAUGGUUUGGAAGAAGAAGAUGAAGGCGAUGGAUCGGAGGAGGAUAACGGACAAACUAACGAUACAUCCAAUCGACUCAACAGACUCGAUGCGUUGUACAGCAAAGAAGCAUACGAAGUCGAUUAACAUGAAUAGACAUUGUUUUGAACAAGUGUUGAUGUUGGCUGUUAUGUAGUCCAGUCUUGUUUCCACUGCUGUGGGCAACCAAUAAAUGAUUUUCUAUCUCGAA